This is a messenger RNA of Aspergillus ibericus CBS 121593, 692 nucleotides long. RefSeq lists its product as uncharacterized. The transcript is spliced from 2 exons. The coding region runs from base 162 to 692 and encodes 176 amino acids. Lineage: Eukaryota; Fungi; Ascomycota; Eurotiomycetes; Eurotiales; Aspergillaceae. The record is from RefSeq and is a predicted model, not a curated record.
UCUCGGUCUAGAUAGGCAGCGCAUAUGAUAUUUAUCCUAUCCAGUCCAUAUACUAUACGUCUCCCACCAAGCAAUCCCCUAUACAACACCACCACCAGCACCAAGAAACGAAGUGAACAAACCAAAGAAACAAACAUAAACAGAACAAAGAAAGAAGAAAAAUGAAACUCACACCCUCCCUCCUCCUCCUCCCCACCCUCCUCGCCAGCACAGCCUCCUGCACCCCCGAACCCCUCUCCGACACCGACGCCGCCAACUGGUCCGCUCUCGCCCAAGCCCUAAAACCCUACACCAUCACCAUCCCCACCAAAACCGCCUCCCUCAACCUCGAAAACAUCCCCCCGCCCCCGCACACCGUCAUCCACCAAGUGAUUACCGCCGUUCCGCCCACAGCCCUCGCUCAGCUCUUCGUGCCCGCGAAACGCAGCGCCUUGGCGAGUGAGUUCCAGGCCGGGAAUACCCCCGAUUGGUAUAAGACGUUGCCGACGGAUGUGAAGAGUUAUAUUUCGGUCGUGAAGAGGGGGAUUGCCUCGGGGACGGAGACGGGGAUGGGGACGGUGAAGGAGACGGGGGUGGGGAAGGGUAGUAGUAGUAGUAGUGGUGGGGUGAAGGGGAGGGGAGAGGUGGGUGGGAGGUUAGGGGUGGGAAUUGGGGUGGGGUGGAUGGUGGUGAUGUUGGUGAUGGUGUUGUGA